Molecule: messenger RNA, 864 nt
Organism: Cylindrotheca closterium
Lineage: Eukaryota; Bacillariophyta; Bacillariophyceae; Bacillariales; Bacillariaceae
Source: the annotation of a GenBank genome assembly
AUGUUUGCUCGAACACAUUCGCAAUAUUGGAAAAUUUGCAGUUCAAUACGUCAAAAGAGAUAUGCUAGUGGAAAUCAGACAAAUAUCAUUUUUGGGGCAAACACUGAUGUUGGAAAGACUGUCAUCACGGCAGGUUUGAUUCGGGCGAGUGGGAAUACUUCACACUAUGUCAAGCCGUUGCAAUGUGGGGGGAGUGACCAGCGAUUUGUUGAGAAAUAUGCUACUAACGUCACUUCUGCCACGACCCUGUUCGAAUGGGAAACACCAGCGUCGCCACACUACGCCGCCCGAGUGGAGAAUAAGCCAAUAUCCGAUGAACAAGUGAUUACGUCAUUGAAAGAUUGUUUGGACAGUUUGAACAGCCCAAUGACUUGGGUGGAAACAGCUGGAGGGGUGAUGAGUCCGUCAUCAUCUUCACCUGACAAUAAUGGUCCGCAUCAUGCGAGGGAUAAGGAGUUGUCGUGGGGAUGGGUGCCUCAAGCAGAUUUGUAUCAAACAUUCUCGGAUUCCAUGUCGGCAGUAUUGAUUGGUGACGGAAGACUAGGUGGAAUCAGUGCAACCUUGACAGCUUUGGAGUCACUGCUGAUUCGUGGAUAUAAUGUGUCGGGUGUGAUUGUAAUAGAGAAAGGAUACGAAAACCAAAAGGCUAUUCAGGAAUACGCCAGUCGAGAAGUGGACGGGCGAACUGCAACUAGUACCAUUUUUCGAUAUCCUGAAUCAUCGAUCGUAUCACUCCCAGAACUCCCUCCAGAACCAGAACCAUUGGAUGAUUGGUAUCACUCAGAAGAAACUACGAAAGCACUAGAAUCUUUUGUACAAGUUCAUCUGAAUCAAGCUUGGGAGGAUUGUAAAAGUGCAAACUAG